AUGGUAUCCAAGGACCUUUCUUCCUAUACUUAUCAUGAUAAAUGCAAGACUGUGUACAUUCAACCUAGUUGGUCUGAUCAUUCAUUGUUAAUUACUCAUAUUCGUUUUCCACCACCUACGACUAAUACUUCUUCCGUAACUUCAAUCGGUAAAGGCAUCUGGCGUGCUAAUCCUAGUCUCGCUCUAAAUCCUGAAUUUACACGUCGUCUUAAUAGCAUGUUAUCUAAAUGUGUGCUCUCUCUUGAUACUACUUUAUCCGCUGCUGAAAAGUGGGAGGCAUUGAAAAAGGAUACAGCUAAAUGUUGUUAA
Messenger RNA from Cokeromyces recurvatus, 309 nucleotides. RefSeq lists its product as uncharacterized. The record is from RefSeq and is a predicted model, not a curated record. NCBI's taxonomy places the organism in Eukaryota, Fungi, Mucoromycota, Mucoromycetes, Mucorales, Mucoraceae. The transcript has a single exon. The coding region runs from base 1 to 309 and encodes 102 amino acids.